Messenger RNA from Lodderomyces orthopsilosis Co 90-125, 2883 nucleotides. RefSeq names its product Hir1p (gene HIR1). Bases 1 to 2883 code for a protein of 960 amino acids. Gene Ontology annotation, biological process: DNA-templated transcription; chromatin remodeling; regulation of DNA-templated transcription. The record is from RefSeq and is a predicted model, not a curated record. NCBI's taxonomy places the organism in Eukaryota, Fungi, Ascomycota, Pichiomycetes, Serinales, Debaryomycetaceae. Gene Ontology annotation, molecular function: protein binding; nucleosome binding. The transcript has 2 exons. Gene Ontology annotation, cellular component: nucleus; HIR complex.
AUGCAAAUAUUGAAGAUACCCUGGCUAGGGCAUAAGGCUGAGAAUAAAAAAGUGGAAUGCUAUACAGUCACCAUCAAUUUUCAAGGAACUCGACUAGCCUCAGGAGGUCUCGAUGGGUGUAUCAAGAUUUGGGAUACCAAUACGAUAAACCUGUUCUUUAAGAUUCUGGAUAAACCAUACAACAAGAACAAAAAAUCUCAACUAACCACGUCCCACCAAACAUCUACUGCCUCUAGUGUCGAUGUGGAGUAUACGCCUGACUUGCCAGAUAAAUCACUACGUCGAGCACUUUGUUCCAUGUCAAGGCAUAAUGGCGUUGUCACAUCAUUGAAAUUUUCUCCAGAUGGACGAUGGCUAGCUAGUGGGUCUGAUGAUAAGAUUGUUUUAAUAUGGGAAAGAGAUGAUUCGCAAACUCCCAACACUUUUGGUGUCGAACAAGCGGAUUUAGAGCAUUGGACAGUGAGGAAAAGACUUGUAGCUCAUGACAAUGAUAUUCAAGAUAUCUGUUGGUCACCAGAUGGAAAUCUAUUAGUCACGGUCGGAUUAGAUCGAUCAAUAAUCAUUUGGAAUGCAUUAACCUUUGAAAAGAUUAAACGAUAUGACAUCCAUCAGUCAAUGGUCAAGGGAAUUGUCUUUGAUCCAGCUAAUAAAUUUUUUGCUACUGCUUCAGAUGAUAGAACCGUACGAAUAUUCCGAUAUUAUAAGAAAAUGAAUGAAUACAAUAAUUAUGAAUUCCAGAUGGAACAUAUUGUCGUCGACCCAUUGAAGAAAUCUCCAUUGACUUCAUAUUUUAGAAGAAUGAGUUGGUCUCCAGAUGGUCAACAUCUUGCUGUACCAAAUGCCACCAAUGGGCCGGUUCCUUCAGUGGCAAUUGUCAACAGAGGAAGUUGGGGAUCGGAUGUAUCAUUAAUUGGACAUGAAGCACCAGUUGAAGUGUGUUCAUUUUCACCUAGGCUAUUCCAAAUUGAUGCAAAUCCAAAUAAAGAUGAACAAAAAUUUCAAACAGUGUUAGCCACUGGCGGACAAGACCGUACUUUGGCCAUUUGGUCAACAUACAACUCUAAACCAAUAGUUGUAUGUCAAGAUAUUGUUGAUAAUUCCAUCACCGAUAUAUGCUGGGCUCCAAAUGGUGAGACUCUAUACUUUAGUUGUUUGGAUGGAUCUGUCACAUGCGUUAAUUUUAGCAAUGGAGAAUUAGGUCAAGUUGUCAGUGAAGAGCUAAUUGACCAGCAAUUAAACAGAUAUGGUGCUGAUCGGGAGUCAACUAUUUUGCCUGAGAGUGUGGAGCAGUUACGAUUGGAGGAAAAUUCAACCGAAGCUAGGGCCAUUGCCAUUAGAAAAAUGAUGCCAAUGGAGACAGUCAAAGCUCAAUUUGAAAAAAAGGAAAAGAUAAGCAGUGCUGAGUCCUUGAAGGUUAAGCCUGUUGGAUCCAAAGAGCAAUCAGCGCCUUUAACUCCCGCUUUAAAGAUAGAUGCAUCCAGAUUACGAAAACAGGCUAUUUCCGUGACUAAAUCAGGAAAAAAAAGAGUGGCACCGUUGCUCGUGUCUUCGUCUUCUUCGUCUUCUUCUUCUAACGUCACUCCAACCAAGUCACUUGUCCAGUAUGAAGUUAAAAAGAGAAAAUUGCAACAUAACUCAAAAUUAUCACAACUGACAUAUGUACUACCUCGACGGGGAUUACAAACAUGUGUUUCUGGAAUCAAGGAGCGUAAUACAUCAUCCACAUUAGGUGCAGAACAAGAAGAAGAUAAUGAUAAUAUGGACAUUGGGGGUGUCAAUGCAUUAGAGGAAGAGAUAAAUACAUCACAACUUUCUGAAUCAGCAUUGAGAAGGCACAGAAAUCGGCAAAAACGCAAAUGGUUGCAAACAAAGUAUCCUCAUUCGUUUAAACACAUUACUCAUCUACCGGAAACUUUAUUUGCCAACAAUGCAUUACAAAAUAUUGCAGUCAACAAAAUUUAUAAAGCAUAUGCUAAUAAUAAGGAUAUUCUGGCAGAAUUAUCUCGAGGUUCAUCCAUUGAUUUUGACGAAGAUUUGAUGUUUUCUGUUGUUGUGAACAAAACAGUGCACAAGCAAGAUGGUAAUGAUGUUUUAGAGGAAUUGAAAGUGGAUAAAGUGACAACUACGGUCGAAGUGCGUAAUGGGAAACCAUGGCAUGAAAAUGCAGCGCAAAAUGAUCGGGAUUUUGAUGAUCCAACCAAAUUUAUUGUUUAUAAUGAUCAUGAUGGUGAAAAUAGACAAUUUACGUUGUUUUUCCCAUUUAGAAUUCAACUGAUUCUUCCUACAUUCGAUGUGGAUCAGUUGAAAUAUUUUGUCUUGUGUUCUUUCAACGGAAGUAUACAAGUUAUAUCUGCCAAGACAGGUAGAUAUAUUUUACCCACUAUUGAGCUACUUGAGAAUGUGAUCUCCAUGAAAUAUGCCAGCGACAAGUUGCUAGUCCUAACCAGUUCGGGACUUUUUUACGGAUGGAAUUUGAAAACAAUGAAAGUUUACAUGAAUAAAGUAUCAAUUGCUACGAUAAUUAACGCAUUUGAAAUUCGAAAUAAAAAACAAGUGAAUAUGCCCAAUGCCAGAGCAUUGGAAAUAAAUCCUAAUGAUGGAACUCCAUAUGUCUUGACUGAUUUUACUAAUGACGUAUUUAGUUAUUCUUUAGAUUUGGAGUGUUGGAUCAAAGUGAUAGAUUCAUGGUAUUUUAAUGUGGGAAAGGAAGAGAUAAAAUGUAAUGUGGGAGGUGAGAGGAUGUAUGAAAGACUGCGGGUAGAGUUUGAAGAAGACGCAUUAAUGGAGAAUAUCAAUACGUAUAAAUUUGACGAUAAUGCAGCUAGCGUAUUAAAGGACACGAUGGUAGGCAGGAGCAAGGAGAUGAUAACAAUGAUGCAAUGA